Messenger RNA from Penicillium hordei, 993 nucleotides. RefSeq lists its product as uncharacterized. Bases 1 to 993 code for a protein of 330 amino acids. Lineage: Eukaryota; Fungi; Ascomycota; Eurotiomycetes; Eurotiales; Aspergillaceae. Gene Ontology annotation, biological process: canonical NF-kappaB signal transduction. The record is from RefSeq and is a predicted model, not a curated record. The transcript has a single exon.
AUGGAACACCCCAAACCCACCUCGACUGAGGGGCCUGGGACAUCCCACCCCCCAGAGCAACCCCAAGCCACCAAACCUGCCGAGGACUCUAAAGAAUCUCACAACCCCAACCCCGCUCCAACAGAACACACCCGCACAAGUCACAGCCGGGCAUUCCGUUUCAAAGACGGCAGUCGCCCCCAUCGAAAACGAACCCACCGUCACAGAUCACGGACACGAGACAGCGAACCCUCCAAGCGGCGCCAUCGCGAGAAGCGACCCGAGCCUACAGCGGAAGAUCCCUUCGGUUCAACCAGAGACACAUUCCGAGAAUCCCUUUUCGACGCCCUCGGCGACGAUGAAGGUGCAGCAUACUGGGAAUCCGUCUACGGCCAGCCAAUCCACAAUUACCGCGUGCCCGAUGUUCAACGGGGCCCGGAGGGCGAGCUGGAGCAAAUGACCGAGGAAGAAUACGUGGAGUAUGUCCGUCGUCGGAUGUGGGAGCGGACACGGGAAGGCAUGCUUGCGGAACAGGAGCGUCUGCGUGCUGAGCGGCAGCAGAAAAGGAAGGAGGAGGCUCAGCGGAAUGCGCAGUCUGGGAGGGAGGAGUUUGAGCGCGCAAUGGAUGAAAGUUUACGGCGAGGCGCGGAGCGCAAGAAAGCCAAGGUUGAGUGGGGUGCGCCUUGGGCUGAGUAUUUGGAGAGGUGGGAGACAAUCAGAAAGGCUGCGGAGGGGUCUACUACCAAGUCGCUGCGCAAUUUGAUCUUCUGGCCUGUUCGCUCUGGGAAGAGGGCUGAUGUUCGGCCGAAGGCCGUCGAGGAGUUCAUUCGUCAUGCUCCGGCGCCGGCGGAGUUACUUGGUACGCUUAAGGCGGAGCGUAUUCGCUGGCAUCCUGAUAAGAUUCAGCAUCGGUAUGGCGCGUUGGGGAUUGAUGAUGUUGUGAUGCGCAGUGUCACGGAGGUCUUCCAGAUUGUGGACCGCUUGUGGAAUGAGGAGAGAGAACGGCAGAACUGA